This is a messenger RNA of Oldenlandia corymbosa var. corymbosa, 1011 nucleotides long. The record is from the annotation of a GenBank genome assembly. NCBI's taxonomy places the organism in Eukaryota, Viridiplantae, Streptophyta, Magnoliopsida, Gentianales, Rubiaceae.
CAAAUCUAAACAACAUCCAAAAAAACAAAAUGAAGCCUUCAAUAACUUACCUUCCAUUUCUCCUCCUAUGCAUUACUUACUCAAACACCUUGUUGUGCUCGUCGACGGCCGCUGACCCGCUAUCGUCGCAGCCAGAGGCGGUAGUGGAUACACUCGGCCGUCCGGUCAAAUUCGGCGACUAUUUCUACUACAUUAAACCGGCCGACAAGACCGGAAAGUACCCCGGAGGAGGGCUCGGACUACGUGGCAUUCAGGGCAACAUGAGCGACUCCUCAUGCCCUCUUUGUGUUGUCCAAGAAACAAUAGAGCUCCGGGACGGUCUCGCAAUGCAGUUUUAUCCGGUCAAUAAACCGGACGACGGAAUCAUCCGGGUCGACACCGAUCUGAACAUCCAGUUCGCUUUCCCGGAUACUUGCAACCAACCCACUGUGUGGAGGCUACAGAAAACCAAAGGGAAGUGGUUUGUGAAUCUGGGUGGGGAAAUCGGGAACCCGGGACCCGAGACGGUGAGCAAUUGGUUCAAGUUCUUGAAGACCGGGAAGUCGAAAGAAGGGUACAACAAGUAUUUGAUUCUGUAUUGUCCGAUGUCGGUUUGUAGAUCUUGUAACGUUGUCUGUAAGAAUGUUGGCAUAGUUAUGCAGAACGGGAAAAGACGAUUGGGGCUGGCAAAGAAGCCUUAUGAGAUCGUAUUUGAGAGCUGAAGAUCUGCCGGAUCAAAGAAGUUGUGCCUUUUUUCUUUUCUUUUUUUAAUUCGUUAUGAAGUCUAUUUACAGUACAAUAUAAUACUGCCUCCGUCCCAAAAAAAUAGUUCACAUUGAAUUUUCAAAUUUGUACUAAACACGAUAUAAAAUUUAAAACUCAAUGUGGACUAUUUUUGUGAGACGAAAGGGAGUUAGUUUUUAGCUACGUGCUUGUCUUCAAUUUUUCAACUUGUAAUUUGUAACUCUGGCUUGCGAAUUGCUGAAUCUCGGAUCAUCGAUGUAUAAUAACUUUAUUAAUUUUCACUAGUUU